Dissoconium aciculare CBS 342.82 is the source of this 715-nucleotide messenger RNA. RefSeq lists its product as uncharacterized. The record is from RefSeq and is a predicted model, not a curated record. The coding region runs from base 424 to 618 and encodes 64 amino acids. NCBI's taxonomy places the organism in Eukaryota, Fungi, Ascomycota, Dothideomycetes, Mycosphaerellales, Dissoconiaceae. The transcript has a single exon.
CAGGUUCGGCCGCCGAUAAGCGACUCUCUCUCGUACGAUCCACCGUUUCUCUUGACACCCGAUUCAUUCGGGCAUCGUCCGGCAGGCCAAGACGAUGCCAUGGUUGUGUGUCACACAUGGCACCUUUCGGCGAUAAGAACACGGGCACUACACAUCGAUUUUCUCAGCAUUAAUAUUUUGAGGAGAAAGAGAUGCAGUGGUCAGAGACAUGAUGGAGAUGAAGAGACAUAUACCUCCACAGAGGCUUGAUUCGCGCCGCGAUUCUGGGAGAGACCCCGGUAUCGAUGUCGAUUCAAGUCGCUCACAACAAUGUAUGUUGACCGGGCGGGAAUGUUGCUGCUACGCCUGACAUUCAACGGGAAUGGUGGUACCCUUUGCGCUGGAUGGAAGGGUCAAGGACAUGACUGAACUGCCCUUCUCUCUAUGCGUUAUGGAUCUCAGACUUACUUCAAUGACGAAACUUUCUUCUUUUUUGUGCUUUUCUUGAUAGAGCUUAUUGCCAUCUCCCUGGCAUACAUUCUGUCUUUGUCACUCAUCACUUUCCUGUCCUACCCGUUUCCAUCGCAUGUCAUCGAGACUCUGAUCUAUGAGACUGUCUCCGCACCGAUCUUAAAUUGACCUUGCUCAUACGCCGAAACAUCGUAACUGCCCUCCAAGAUCCUCAAUCGGCUGGAUCUAGAGGGUAGGAGAACACUUGAUCCUCGUCAAUUUCAGG